This is a messenger RNA of Pocillopora verrucosa, 1431 nucleotides long. The record is from RefSeq and is a predicted model, not a curated record. Lineage: Eukaryota; Metazoa; Cnidaria; Anthozoa; Scleractinia; Pocilloporidae.
GCGCUCCCUGACGAACUGGAAAUAUAUUUAGAUACGAUGGGGAGUGAGGAGUUCAGCCACUUUCGUCCUUCUAUCGUCGUGAAAACAGAGCCCCUCGAAAGCACCGCGUUUGAAUACACCAGUCUGUCUGAAACCGAGUCUAGGGUCGUAUUUCGAAAUUAUUACGAGGUGCAUACAGACAGACACCUGAUGGAGAGGACAAGCUCUGUAGAAUCUUUGCAGAGUGGAAGCGAGAGUGAACAAGACAUGAGGGUGCGAAUGGACACCACUGAGCGCUCGAUCGAACUACGUCCGCGAGAGGAGGUGAGCCGGAGUGAAUAUUUUUCCUUCCCGGCCUAUCGAGCAGAUUGGAAGACGGGCUCGCCUGGCCCAGAAGAGGAGAAUUCGGAACAAGGCGAAAAUAACUGCGAUCGCAUCGAGGAGGAAAGUACCACUUCGGAAGAAGCUCGCAGAUCACCGCACAAUAAUGAUUCGUUAAAAAUUUACUCAACAAGUCCUGCGCUUCGCGAUCACAACUCGAGCGCGGCUGUUAGCCAAGCACAACAUGACAUUGUUAUCCCUGGAAUACCCUCAAACACACACAAUGGGAUUAACAUAGUCUUUCACAAGCAAUGUAAGCUCAAUAUGGACGCACCUGGCAAAUUGUACAGCAGAGAAGCGUAUUCUCCCAACGAAAGCUAUAUUCCGCGCGCGGAGAGGUACGCGCCAGACCUUCCUCCCUCGCUCGUGUACCCCACGCUAACGGAGCAACACAGUUUGAACGCCGUUCGUAACUCACGAGAGAGUCAAGAUCCUCACUCAUCAAGUUACGAUGCAAAAUGCCCGUCAGCACGUUCACCAGUAUUAAUUUGCGAGUGGAUCCAGCUCGAGAAGAUGGUGAACCAAAUAUGUGGGAUAGGAUUUUAUCGCAUAGAGGACCUUGUAACGCAUAUCACCGACGUUCAUCUUGUCUCUGCCACGCCUGUUGGUUUCGUCUGUUGUUGGAAAGAAUGCAUGCGAAAUGGACUGCCAUUCAAGGCUAAGUACAAGCUAAUCAACCACAUUAGAGUUCACACGGGCGAGAAGCCUUUCAUGUGCAAUCAGCCGGGCUGUAGGAAGAGCUUCGCACGCGCAGAGAAUUUGAAAAUACACGUUCGUACGCAUACGGGCGAGAGGCCGUUCGCGUGCGAAUUCAAAGGCUGUGAUAAACGAUUUGCGAACUCAAGUGAUCGCCGCAAACACAUUCACGUUCACACAUUGGAAAAACCAUAUCGGUGUAAGUACAUUGGUUGCGACAAAAGUUACACACAUCCUAGCUCUUUAAGAAAACACAUGAAGGUUCAUGGCUUAAGAUCUGAAGAACACUUUAAGAUGGUUCAUGGAAUUGCGCUGGGUAGUCCACCAGGCCUGUUCCGACAACGAACCGAUGUAAACACAGGAAACUACUUUUAA